This is a messenger RNA of Carassius carassius (crucian carp), 1582 nucleotides long. RefSeq names its product arrestin domain-containing protein 3-like. Lineage: Eukaryota; Metazoa; Chordata; Actinopteri; Cypriniformes; Cyprinidae. The coding region runs from base 407 to 1582 and encodes 391 amino acids. Gene Ontology annotation, cellular component: plasma membrane; cytoplasm. Gene Ontology annotation, biological process: protein transport. The transcript is spliced from 7 exons. The record is from RefSeq and is a predicted model, not a curated record.
UUCAAAUCCGUUUUCUUCUUUUAUAGAAUUUUAAUAUUUCACUUCCAUGUUAUUUCUUAUUAUAAUUGUUAUUAAUUGUAUUAAUAAUAGUCAUGAUGAUAAUAAUUAACAACAGCAACAAUUUGUUAACAUGAUUACAAGAGUGCAAAGCGAAUGUGUUAACUGUAGUCUGCAGUAUUUUUAUUUAUUUAUUAAACGGAAAUUAUAUCGUCGGGUUGACACACCAUAUGACAAAUAUCAGGAACGAAGGUAGUGAGUAAACUGCACUUUUCUAAACCCUGUGGAAUAACCAAUGUUACGCAAUCAUGAGUCACGCCCUCAGCCCUUAUUUUAUUUCACAUGAAUGUCAUUCCGCUUGCGAACAGAGCUGUAUUUGUGUGUCUAGAGUACAGACAUAGAAAUUACAAUGUCAAGAUCCAUCAAAGAGUUCUGUCUUCACUACGACCCGAUUAAUGAAAGCAAUACUUUUACUAGUGGAGAUAUUGUGGAGGGGCAAGUUGUUUUGGAAGUAACCAAAGAAAUAAAGGUGGACAGUUUUUUUGUUAAGUUGAGGGGGGAUGCAAAUGUGCGCUGGACUGAAGGCUCAGGUGACGACGAAACAACCUAUAGCGACCAUGAGAGAUACUUCAAACUAAAGCAAUACUUCAUUCAAAAGAGCUCGAAGAGAGGAAAAAGGGAAAAGAAUGCAACUCUUGUAGAAGGAGAAACUUAUGGACCAGUGAUUAGGCCAGGAAGUCAUGUUUUCCCAUUCAGAUUUCAGCUGCCUCAACAAAAUAUGCCUCCAUCUUUUGAAGGAAAUCAUGGCUGGGUGAAGUAUGUCUUGAUGGUAAAGCUGAGCAGACGUUGGAAGCCAACAUCUACUAAAUAUACAGAAUUAACCUUUGUGCUGAGAAAUUAUGGGUCCAAUGAUCACUUGCUGCAACCACAAUCUGGCACACAAGACAAGAAGAUGAAACUUUUUGGCUCAGGAAAAAUGUCAAUGACUGUAACAUUGGAAAAAACUGGCUAUAUGCAAGGUGAAACGAUCAGAGUUUUUGUCGAUAUUGACAACUCUUCAUCUCGUGAUGUCAGGCUGAAGUACAGCCUCAAGCAGCAACAGACGUUCAUCGCUGGCUGGCGCACUAAUGGAGGAUUCAAGCAUAUAAUCAAAGAGACUAGAGAUCGCAUCCCAUCUGGAGAAAAGUCAAAAUUCAUAGUGGACAUGAUGCUUCCACAUGACCUGACUGUCACCAUUGAAAACUGCAGAAUCAUAAAAGUGCAGUACAAUCUCAAGAUCUCUCUGGGCUUAUCUUUUGCAUCAAAUCCAGCGGUCAUAUUUCCUGUGGUAAUUCUUCCAGCUGAUCAACAUUGUCCUCCCUGGCAAGGCCCACUUGGAGGAUUCCAGCCAUAUUCACCACCUCAGCCUAGCCUUAUGCCUUAUCCUGGUGAACUACCUCCUCCAACUUCAGGGCUUUACCCCAAUCUGUACACCCCUUCAGUGCUGCCCCACCUAGGAGCUGCUGCAGGGGUCUAUCCAAAUCCAAAUCUGAACGCUGUCCAGUCUGGUUUCCAUCCGGCUCCUUCAUCGUGGCCUAAUGGUUAG